AUGAAUCCUCUCAGCAACAAGUUUUUGGGACUUUUCGUCAUUCUCGUUGUAAUGCUCGCUACCUUGACGGCUUCCAGCCCAAUUCCAGAACUCGAUAAAAGGACUCCCGUUCUUCACGUUUCAGCUCCGGGUCCAGGUCGCCGUGCCAUUAAAUCUAUACAAAAUGUCAGCUGGUGGUGUAAUGAAUGUAGUUCAACGGACAAAGUCAUUAUUAAAGUAAAAGACGCCCGCGGCACAUUCGUGACAUUAACUGGUCAUAACGCUAAUUCUGGCACGAAAGACUUUGUCAUCGACCCAAGUUGGGCUAGACCAGGGUUUACGUACUUUGUUGAAGUGUUCCUCAAAAAGAAUCCGUCUAUUAAUGGAGUCAGUAACUCAUUCGAGGUGUUCGCGACAAAGGGAUAA
This is a messenger RNA of Paraglomus occultum, 405 nucleotides long. The record is from the annotation of a GenBank genome assembly. Lineage: Eukaryota; Fungi; Glomeromycota; Glomeromycetes; Paraglomerales; Paraglomeraceae.